AUGGAUGAUCUCCCUUUACUGGAAGAGUUUCUGCGCCUGGGAGCGGACCCCUUCGACAAUAGCGCCCUUUUCGUAUGCAUCAUGCGCGACUUCGAAGAUGCCAUUACGUUGAUACUCUCCGCUUUCAGGACACGAUACCCAGACGGGGUACAUUCCUUUGGCUCAGACGCACUCUACCAGGCCAUAAGACGCAAAAACAUGCGACUUCUCAGGCUUCUCGCCAUGGACACCGAUAUCACAGGGCCCGUUGAAGAGGACUGGAGAACCACGCCUGACGGUUAUGGGCAUUUCCGACGAAGUGUAAAUUUCACGAGUCCACUUGGCGAAGCAUUCCGUCUUUUCUCCGAAAUCGAUGACACUGGCGAAGUUAUUGACGUUCUUCUGCCUCUGGUCAAAGACCACAACACUGUUAUACAUCAAGACGACAAAUUUGGUAACAUGACUAGUCUACUCUACGCAAUCUUUUUGGGCUCUUUGGAAAUCGUUCAGAGGUUACAACAAGCAGGCGCCAACAUAUCCUUACCAGCCGAAGUGAGCAUUACUCGAACACCACUGCAGGCGGCAGCACAAGCGGAAAGCAAGGAAAUCGUAGAGUAUCUGCUAGACCAGGGAGUCAGUCCAAACGAGCCUCCAGCAAUCCGAGCAGGAGCAACGGCUCUCCAGCUAGCGGCGAUCACAGGGAAUAUCAAUAUCGCAACAAUCUUGCUCAAGGCAGAAGCCAACGUCAAUGCGCCACCAGCAUUUUUUGAUGGCAGAACGGCGUUCGAAGGCGCCACAGAGCAUGGUCGUAUUGAGAUGAUGAUCUUUCUCGUUGGUCAAGGCGCCGAUCUCCUUGCAAAUGGCAACGCGCAAUAUCGACGUGCUAUUACGUUUGCGGAAGACAACCUGCAGUACGCUGCAAAGGCGGUCGCAGACGAGCUAUACGCAAAGGUUUUCGCUAGCCAAGGACCCAGCUUUAUCGACAUGGGGGAGGAACAGUGGGCGGGAUAUGAAACCCCAGACUUUCGGAAUUUAUUCUGA
Alternaria ventricosa is the source of this 1020-nucleotide messenger RNA. RefSeq lists its product as uncharacterized. The transcript is spliced from 2 exons. The coding region runs from base 1 to 1020 and encodes 339 amino acids. Lineage: Eukaryota; Fungi; Ascomycota; Dothideomycetes; Pleosporales; Pleosporaceae. Gene Ontology annotation, molecular function: protein binding. The record is from RefSeq and is a predicted model, not a curated record.